Molecule: messenger RNA, 1959 nt
Organism: Rhodotorula graminis WP1
Lineage: Eukaryota; Fungi; Basidiomycota; Microbotryomycetes; Sporidiobolales; Sporidiobolaceae
Exons: 12
Biological process (GO): mRNA 3'-end processing
Cellular component (GO): nucleus
Molecular function (GO): mRNA binding; protein binding
Source: RefSeq, a predicted model, not a curated record
AUGGACACUGAGCCUGCGUCCGAGCCUGCAUCCGAGCCUGCAGCAGAGCUGUCCUCGAGCACUCACGAGGGACCAGGAGCGGCGGCAGCGGCGGCGGCUUCGAUCGGGAGGGAGGCGACGAGCACGCCGACCACCAUCUACAAUCAGGCGGCGUCGGCGGGAGACGUUCCGGCCGCGGUCGCGACGCCUCCUCCGCCAGCAGCCGGCGGUGCGCCCGACGCCAACGGCGCCGGCGGCGAGGCGCCUCGGGCCAAGGCGGGCGCUGCGGCGACGAGCGGGCUGUCGCGGGUUGCGCAGCUCACGGCGAGGGUCGAGAAGGACCCGCUCGACGGCGAGGCCCAGCUCGCGCUCCUGCAGGACGCCGAGUCCAAGGGCGACCUCGAGAGAACUCGCGAGGUGUACGAGAAGUUCCUCGCCGUGUUUCCCGACGCCGCUCAGCAAUGGAUCGCCUACUGCAACCUCGAGCUCACGCACAACCUGUUCGACCGCGUCGAGGCCAUCUUCGGCCGGUGCUGCCGCUCGUCGACCUCGGUGGACCUGUGGCGCUUCUACCUCGACUACAUCCGCCGCGUCAACCCGAUCGACCCGGCCAACCUCGACCUCGCCAAGCAGGCUCGGUCCUUUGCCCUGUCGCACGUCGGACACGAUCGCCGUGCCGGCGACAUCUGGGGCGAGUACAUCGCGUUCCUCAAGGAGGCGCCGACUCGCGGCACGUGGGAGGACCAGCAGAAGAUGGACCAGCUGCGCAAGGCGUUCCAGCGAGCCGUACAAGCCCCGCUCAACAGCGUCGAGAUGAUCUGGCAGGACUACAACGCGUUCGAGAACAACUUGAGCAAGAUGACGGCCAAGAAGUUUAUCGCCGAGCUGUCGCCCGCCUACAUGACGGCCCGCAAGACCUUGCGCGAGCUGCGCGCCCAGCACGACCACCUGUACGCUCCGCUCCUCCCUCGCCGGCCCGAUUGGUCCGCCCCCGAGGAGCGUGAGGCCGUCGAGGGCUGGAAGCGCUACCUCGCGUUCGAGGAGACCAACCCGCUCGAGCUCGAGGACCCGAACCUGCUCCAUCAGCGCGUCAACUUUGCGUACCGCAAGGCCAUCUCAAAGCUGCGCUUCCACCCCGAGAUCUGGUACCUCGCGACGAGCUUCAACCUGCGCAUGGGCCGCGUCGAGGACGCGCACAAGCAGCUUCGGGAGGGUCUUUCGGCCAACAAGAGCAGCCUGCUCCUCGCCUACACGCUCGCCGACCUCGAGGAGGGCAAGCCCGACCUCGCCGCCGCCUACGCCAUCUACGACUCGCUCAUCGAGCACCUCAACGCGCGCGUCGCGCAGCUCGAGGCCGACGCCGACGCCGAGAUCUCGGAAGCCGCGCUGAGGAGCGAGAUCCGGGAGAGGCGCAGGCCCGAGAUCGAGUCGGUCAAGAAGGCGGUCGCCAACGUCUGGAUCACCGAGAUGCGCUUCGCGAGGCGGUCGGACGGCCUCAAGCAGGCGCGCAACAUCUUCCUGCGGGCCAAGAAGUCGCCCAACAUGGCGUGGCAGGUCGUCGAGGCGAGCGCCACGAUGGAAAUGUACUGGAACAGCGAGCCCAAGGUGGCGACCAACGUGUUCGAGCUCGGCUUGAAGAUGUUCGCCAACGAGCCCGACUACAUCCUCCGCUACCUCGAGUUCCUCAUCCAGCAGAACAACGCCAACAACGCUCGCGCCCUGUUCGAGCGCUCGGUCUCGCUCCUCGGGCCCGACCAGGCCAAGCCGAUUUGGGACCGCAUGGCGGCCUACGAGUUCCAGUACGGCGACCACCUGGCGGCGCAGAAGAUGGCCAAGCGCUACGCAGAAGCAUUCCCCGACACGCCCGCCACGACCCGCUUCGCGCAGCGUCACCAGCACCUCGGCCUCGAGGACGCCUUUGCACAAGACCUCGGCCCGUCCUUCGUCCGCCAGCUCAAGGGCGACACGCGCUCGGGCCGC